Mesorhabditis belari is the source of this 516-nucleotide messenger RNA. NCBI's taxonomy places the organism in Eukaryota, Metazoa, Nematoda, Chromadorea, Rhabditida, Rhabditidae. The record is from the annotation of a GenBank genome assembly.
AUGAUGUUGCAGACUGUGGACACGACUGAAGUUUGGCAGGACGCUCUCCUGGUCAAUUUGUCCGUCGACUUUGAAGAUGUUGCACAGCUAGGAGUGAUGGCCUUCAAAUUCAAAAACAUGGGAGGCUAUAAACAGGUACGCCAAAAUCCGAAAAUCACUUCCGAAGACGAGGAAUUCUCCAGUGAUGGGGACGAGGAAAGCGAUGAGAUGGAUCUCAAUAUUUGCAUCGGAAUGGGACCCAAAAUCAUGUUUCAUGAUGUUGCUACACGUUUCGAGGUCAAUGCCACGUAUUUUGAGCUCACCUAUAACGGUGAGAAGCAUCGCUUCAUCCACGGCAACGUGAAUCCUCCACAGCGGCGUGGAGGGCGUCAGCAGCUGACUCGCCAAUUUACCACCAGGCGCGGAUUGGGACGUGUACCAGCACGGUCAUGUGCUCAUAUGCUCAUCCCGGGAGUAAUGUUACAGAAACAAACACCACUUGGCGUCUGGCGCGAUGUGGACAAUGGAUGUUUACAU